AUGACUCUUCUUACUGGUUGCUGUAAAGAUAAAGAGGUGCUGUGUGGAGAGCUCUUCAAACCACCCCAGACAGGCAAGAAGUGUCCCAUGAACAGUAUCUUCUCUAAUCCCGAGUUCUUCAGCUAUGGGGUGGAAUCCUAUGAAGCCUGCAAGAAGAAGUCUCUGGCCAGAGAUAUACUUGAUGAGCAGAAGAAGGUCCGGGAAGCCGACUUAGUGAUAUUUCAGUUCCCGCUGCACUGGUUCAGUGUGCCUGCCGUCCUAAAAGGCUGGAUGGACCGAGUGCUGAGGCAAGGGUUUGCCUAUGAAACCACAGAAUUUGGCAGAAUCACUUUGCUCAAGGGUAAAUUGGCAGUAUCACUAACCAGAGGCGAUCAGCUAUGGAAUGACAUGAAGGACACAAUCAGUUCUGAUUUGCAGGCCUACCUGUGGCCCCUGCCGCAUGGUGUAUUGUACCUGUGUGGAUUUAAAAUCUUGGCCCCUCAGAUCAGUUCUGUUCUUGAAUUUACAUCAGAAGAAGAAAGAGAGAGUAUGGUGGCAUCCUGGGCCCAGAGGCUGAAGACGAUUUGGACAGAGGAGCCCAUCAAGCCGCGUUGUACCUUUAGGAUAUAA
This is a messenger RNA of Echinops telfairi (small Madagascar hedgehog), 609 nucleotides long. RefSeq names its product ribosyldihydronicotinamide dehydrogenase [quinone]-like. The record is from RefSeq and is a predicted model, not a curated record. Lineage: Eukaryota; Metazoa; Chordata; Mammalia; Afrosoricida; Tenrecidae. Bases 1 to 609 code for a protein of 202 amino acids. Gene Ontology annotation, molecular function: NAD(P)H dehydrogenase (quinone) activity. Gene Ontology annotation, cellular component: cytosol. The transcript has 5 exons.